Neltuma alba is the source of this 822-nucleotide messenger RNA. RefSeq names its product ribonuclease 3-like protein 3. The record is from RefSeq and is a predicted model, not a curated record. NCBI's taxonomy places the organism in Eukaryota, Viridiplantae, Streptophyta, Magnoliopsida, Fabales, Fabaceae. The coding region runs from base 1 to 822 and encodes 273 amino acids. The transcript is spliced from 3 exons. Gene Ontology annotation, cellular component: nucleus; cytoplasm. Gene Ontology annotation, molecular function: ribonuclease III activity; RNA binding. Gene Ontology annotation, biological process: siRNA processing.
AUGGAUCCUCUUCAAGACCGACCAUCACCAAGAAACCUAGACAAAGUUGAAGAGAUUCUUGGAUACAUCUUCAAGAAUAAAUGUUUAUUGGAAGAAGCUUUCACACAUUCGUCUUAUUAUUAUACUAAAGAUAAUAAUAACAAUGAAGCUGAAAUAAAAUGCUUCUCAUUUGAGCGUUUAGCGUACCUGGGAGACGCUGUACUUUAUUUGUUGGUCACCAAGGAGCAGUUCUUCUUGUAUUCAGAUGUUUCUUCGGGUCAGUUGACCCGGCUCCGAGCCGCCAAUGUUGACACCGAGAAGCUUGCAUGCGUGGCUGUUGAGCAUGGGCUACAUUGUUACCUUUGCCACAAGCAACCUCUUCUUGAAGAACGGAUAAAUGGUUUCAAAAAAGAAAUAUUGGAGUAUCCAAUUCAUUCGAAUGGGCUUGUAGAUGUUCCGAAGUGUCUUGCCGAUUUAGUGGAAUCCAUUAUUGGAGCAAUCUUCAUUGAUUCUGGCUCCAACAUCGACUUACAUGAGAUGCUUUUACAGGUUUUUAGACGUUUGUUGGAGCCAUUGAUAGAUGCAGAAACCCUAAAGACACAUCCAGUGACAAAGCUAUAUCAAAUUUGCCAGAAACAUAAUUUGAAGGUUCAAUUUAAGGAUUCAUGGGAGGAUUUGAAGGCAGUGGAGGUUCUGGUUAAUAAUCAAUGGGUUGGAAGUGGCACCUGUAGUUCCAAAAAAGAGAUCGCUUAUAAUAGAGCUGCACAAGAUGCUCUCAAAAACAUUCAAACUAUUUUGAGCAUUAAACGCAAUAAUUCAACUUUGGAUGACAUUGUGGAUUAA